AUGAUUCCGAUCCUAUUGCUGCUUUGUGCCCAAGGUGCCUAUGCCACCCGGACGUGUGGAUACGACUACUAUGGACGCUAUCGAUGCUCUGGACUGUCGAAUGCUGCACGACUUGGAAUCGGCAUUGGUAUCGCCGCACUCACUAUGCUCGCCUUUGCCCUGAUUAUCACCAUGCGUCGACGACGACUCCAACAGGCCAACGCGGCCUACAUCCACAAUUCUAACCAAGCCCACUUUCAUCCACAGCCCCAGUACCAACAAUACCCACCGCAGCAGUACCCCACACAGCCUUCCUACGACCAGCCGAACCAGUGGAACAACAACAACCCAUACAAUAAUCAACAAGGCGGAUGGAACUCGGGAGCACCAAUCGGCAACUAUUAUCCCGACAAUCAAUCGCAGCAAUAUGCUCCCCCACCUGGCGCACCCCCAAGUUACGCCCCUCCAGUUCACCCACCUCCAACCAAGGAGCACGUGUAG
Molecule: messenger RNA, 480 nt
Organism: Rhizoctonia solani
Lineage: Eukaryota; Fungi; Basidiomycota; Agaricomycetes; Cantharellales; Ceratobasidiaceae
Exons: 6
Coding region: 1-480 (159 amino acids)
Source: RefSeq, a predicted model, not a curated record